Colletotrichum truncatum is the source of this 969-nucleotide messenger RNA. RefSeq names its product hscarg dehydrogenase. Gene Ontology annotation, cellular component: nucleus. The record is from RefSeq and is a predicted model, not a curated record. Lineage: Eukaryota; Fungi; Ascomycota; Sordariomycetes; Glomerellales; Glomerellaceae.
AUGUCGAAACUAGUUACGGUAGUUGGUGCAACUGGCAUCCAGGGCGGCUCCGUCAUUAAAGCACUUUUGGGUGAUGACACCUACAACGUGAGAGCUAUCACAAGAGACCCGACCAGCGAAGCUGCUUCUUCAUUGCGCGACCAAGGAGUUGAGGUCACCAAAGCGGAUCUCGAUGACCUGUCUUCUCUCAAGAAGGCAUUUUCAGGCUCCUACGCUAUCUUUGCUGCCACCAACUUCUUCCAACACUUUCCAACCAUUAGCGCAAAGGAAGCAGUAGAUAUAGAGGCAAUGCAGGGCCUGAAUAUGGCCACAGCUGCUAUGGAAACCCCAACUCUCCAGCACUUCGUCUGGUCUACUCUUCCUAAUGCGAGCCGAAUCAGCAAUGGCAACUCUUAUGUGCCUCACUACGCUGGUAAGAAUAAGGUUGAUGAUUUUAUCAAGUCGAAGCCAGAAUUACUGCGCAAAACCACGUUCCUUUGGGUUGCCUUCUACGCAUCGAAUCUGCAGUACCCUUUCUUCCAGCCGUUUCCCAUCCCGGCCACGGAUUCGCAAAAAUACAUUCAACUCUUACCAACUCCACCAAGUGUCCCGCUUACUUUGGUCGGCGAUGCCAGAAUAAACGUCGGACUUUUUGUUCGCGCAAUUUUGAACCAACCUGAUAAGUCGCUUCCGGGUAAAUUUGUUCUUGGUGCGACGGACACGAUGACGGCUGGGGAGCUUCUCUCGCUUUGGGCUUCGAUUAAAAGCAAAAAGGCGGAGUGCUUAACGGUUGACAAAGAAUUGUACUACCGCUUGUGGCCCAAAUGGGCGCAAGUGAUGCAUGCCAAUUUCAUGUACUUUGAUCUCGUACGAGAAAGGUCAUACUCGGGAGAGGAGAGUAUCCUUACAAGGCAGGAUUUGGGCAUUGUGGACUUGAUUGACACCGCCACUGCUAUAGCUAGAAUGGGUGAUUUAGUAGCCGAUAAUUGA